UCGUUAAUGAAAAAUCGUUUCUCUCUCUCUCUCUCUCUCGUCAAUUAACGUUUUGUUUUUCGCAAAUUCGCAACGGAUUAAUUCGUUUGAGUUGACUUUUGUUCGCAAUUAAUCCGUCGCGGAUUGCGGUUUAUGUUCGCUCCGAGCGGCGAAGGGUGGGGGGAGAGGAGAGUCCGCUCGUGUGAUAGCGCGCCACGGUCUCUCCGAAUUCGCUCGUUUUCAUUUUAUACUCGCAUUCUCCUCCCGCGAGCAAGACAACGUUGCGGUAUAGCGCCGAUCUUCAACUCGCUCGUUCAACGACACUCGAUCGUUUUUUUCUGAGGAAUCUCUUCCAGAAAGGUCCAAGAUGCACAGACUGCCACGUAUAUUGAGAGCGUCUGCCUUGCACCAAUUGCAAGCGCGGACUUACGCCAAAGACGUGCGUUUUGGAGCCGACGUCCGUGCACUGAUGUUGCAAGGCGUGGAUAUCUUGGCGGACGCCGUUGCCGUAACAAUGGGUCCCAAAGGUCGCAAUGUUAUACUGGAACAAAGCUGGGGCAGUCCGAAGAUCACAAAAGACGGCGUAACCGUGGCGAAAGGCAUUGAAUUGAAAGACAAAUUUCAAAAUAUCGGAGCCAAGUUGGUGCAAGAUGUAGCUAAUAACACCAACGAGGAAGCCGGUGAUGGUACCACAACCGCGACCGUGUUAGCUAGAGCGAUAGCUAAAGAGGGUUUUGAAAAUAUCAGUAAGGGUGCAAAUCCUGUAGAAAUCAGACGAGGUGUAAUGCUGGCGGUGGAAAGAGUCAAAGAAGAAUUGAAAGGUUUGAGCCAACCGGUCACGACACCUGAAGAAAUCGCCCAAGUGGCGACGAUAUCCGCGAACGGUGACAAAACCGUCGGCAAAUUGAUUUCCGACGCGAUGAAGAAGGUCGGACAGGACGGCGUGAUCACCGUCAAGGAUGGAAAGACGCUUACGGACGAACUCGAGGUCAUAGAGGGAAUGAAAUUCGACAGAGGCUACAUUUCCCCGUACUUCAUCAAUUCCAGUAAGGGAGCCAAAGUCGAGUUUCAGGACGCGCUUAUUCUCUUCAGCGAGAAAAAGAUCUCUUCCGUGCAGAGCAUCAUUCCCGCCUUGGAACUGGCCAAUUCGCAACGCAAACCUCUCGUUAUAAUCGCCGAGGAUGUGGACGGCGAGGCGUUGUCCACGCUCGUUGUCAAUCGUCUGAAAAUCGGACUGCAAGUGGCCGCGGUUAAAGCUCCCGGUUUCGGCGACAACAGAAAAGCCACUCUUCAAGAUAUGGCGAUAUCCACAGGCGGAAUAGUGUUCGGCGACGACGCCAAUCUUGUCAAACUGGAAGACGUUCAGGCGAGCGACUUGGGUCAGAUAGGAGAAAUAAUUAUCACAAAGGACGACACUCUUCUCUUGAACGGCAAAGGAAAGAAAACCGAUGUCGACAGAAGAAUCGAACAGAUCCGAGAUCAAAUUGAAAACACAACAUCCGACUACGAGAAAGAAAAGUUGCAAGAGCGACUGGCGAGGUUGGCGUCUGGUGUCGCUGUUCUGAGAGUCGGUGGGAGCAGCGAGGUGGAAGUUAACGAGAAGAAAGAUCGCGUUAACGACGCGCUCAACGCCACUCGCGCCGCUGUCGAGGAGGGAAUUGUUCCCGGAGGCGGCACCGCUUUGUUGAGAUGCAUACCGGCGCUUCAACAGCUCAAAGCGUCGAACAGCGAUCAAGAGACCGGAAUCAAGAUCGUGGCGAACGCACUGCGUAUGCCGUGCAAGCAGAUCGCGCAGAACGCCGGCGUCGACGCCAGUGUAGUGGUGAACAAAGUGAGCGAGGGCAAUCAGAGCUACGGCUACGAUGCUCUGAACGGCGAAUACGUCAACAUGAUCGAGAAGGGAAUCAUCGAUCCCACAAAGGUCGUGCGCACGGCGCUCACAGACGCGGCGGGCGUCGCGUCGCUCUUAACAACAGCGGAGGCUGUCGUCACGGAGUUGCCAAAAGAGGAAACGUCACCGAUGGGCGGUAUGGGCGGUAUGGGAGGAAUAGGCGGCAUGGGCGGUAUGGGCGGCAUGGGCAUGUAAAGAGAGAAACACAAAGACUGAAAAACAAAUUAGCUCGUACCGCGACUACGUUCGUUCGAAGCACGAUUAUGCCGCGUAACACAAUUGUUCAAAUAGAUUUCUGGGCGUCAGUUUCCCCCGUUCAACAACGGGAGCAGAGACGAUUUGUGUGUGGGGUCACACACACACACACACAGUUUGUAACACUGCAGACGACAAUUCGCACAGAUAUAACGAUGCCAUUUGCAAGACAUAGCUCUUACAAUUUGUUUACGUUUUUUUUUUUUUUUUACAUUAUCUCUACGUUGUUGCGGAUAAAAUACAAACUUCACAUGCAGGUCGUUAAUCUUUUUCUUCGUUUGAAUGAAAACGAAUAUGUGUAGCAAGCAUAAAAAUGAAUUUGAAAUUCAAGAGUGCAUUUAAUGUAAAAAUAUAUAGUUACAGAGAACAUAGAAACAAACUUGUUGGUAUGUUUUUACAGGUAUGUAAUGUGUUAUGAUAGAUUAAGAAGCUAAAUACAUACAUAAAAAUUUCUAUUA
Messenger RNA from Pseudomyrmex gracilis, 2583 nucleotides. Its product is annotated as 60 kDa heat shock protein, mitochondrial-like. The record is from RefSeq and is a predicted model, not a curated record. Gene Ontology annotation, biological process: protein import into mitochondrial intermembrane space; mitochondrial unfolded protein response; apoptotic mitochondrial changes. Gene Ontology annotation, molecular function: protein-folding chaperone binding; ATP binding; ATP-dependent protein folding chaperone. The transcript has 5 exons. Gene Ontology annotation, cellular component: mitochondrial inner membrane; mitochondrial matrix. NCBI's taxonomy places the organism in Eukaryota, Metazoa, Arthropoda, Insecta, Hymenoptera, Formicidae. Bases 347 to 2065 code for a protein of 572 amino acids.